AUGGAGUCCGAGGCCCCGGACUCCCGCAAGAGGCCCUUAGAGACGCCCCCCGAGGUCGUCAGCACCAAACGCAGCAACACGGGAGAGGAGGGUGAAUAUUUCCUAAAGGUGCUCAUCCCCAGCUAUGCUGCGGGCUCCAUCAUUGGCAAAGGCGGCCAAACUAUCGUGCAGCUGCAGAAGGAGACUGGGGCCACCAUCAAGCUCUCUAAAUCCAAGGACUUCUACCCUGGGACCACAGAGAGGGUGUGCCUGGUACAGGGAACUGCCGAGGCCCUGAAUGCCGUCCACAGCUUCAUCGCAGAGAAGGUUCGGGAAAUCCCACAGGCCAUGGCCAAGCCUGAGGUGGCCAGCAUCCUGCAGCCACAGACCACCAUGAACCCUGACAGGGCCAAGCAGGCUAAGUUGAUAGUCCCCAACAGCACAGCUGGUCUGAUCAUUGGCAAAGGGGGUGCAACGGUGAAGGCAGUCAUGGAGCAGUCAGGCGCGUGGGUCCAGCUGUCCCAGAAACCAGAGGGCAUCAACCUGCAGGAGCGAGUGGUGACGGUGAGCGGGGAGCCCGAGCAGGUGCACAAGGCUGUGGCCGCCAUCGUCCAGAAGGUGCAGGAGGACCCGCAGAGUAGCAGCUGCCUGAACAUCAGCUAUGCCAAUGUGGCGGGGCCUGUGGCCAACUCCAACCCCACGGGCUCACCCUAUGCCAGCCCGGCUGAUGUCCUCCCAGCAGCCGCCGCCGCAGCCUCUGCCGCCGCCGCCGCCGCCUCCGGGCUCCUUGGCCCCGCGGGCCUGGCGGGUGUGGGUGCCUUUCCUGCUGCCCUGCCGGCCUUUUCAGGGACCGACCUGCUGGCCAUCAGUACGGCCCUCAACACACUGGCCAGCUAUGGCUACAGUGCCAACUCACUGGGCCUGGGCCUUGGCUCGGCUGCGGCCUCAGGGGUCCUCGCGGCUGUGGCGGCUGGGGCAAAUCCAGCUGCCGCCGCCGCCGCCAACCUACUAGCCUCCUAUGCCGGCGAGGCUGCUGCUGGGCCAGCGGCAGGUGCGGCCCCACCCCCACCCCCACCCCCCCCUGGGGCACUGGGCUCCUUUGCCUUGGCAGCGGCUGCCAAUGGCUACCUGGGAGCAGCAGGGGGGGGUGGCGGUGGGGGUGGCGGGGCAGGAGCCGGGGGGUUCCUGGCAGCCGAGAAGCUGGCGGCAGAGAGCGCCAAGGAGCUGGUGGAAAUUGCGGUGCCAGAGAACCUCGUGGGUGCCAUCCUGGGCAAGGGGGGGAAAACACUGGUAGAGUACCAGGAGUUGACAGGUGCCCGCAUCCAGAUCUCUAAGAAGGGGGAGUUCCUGCCUGGCACUCGGAACCGGCGGGUGACCAUUACAGGCAGCCCUGCAGCCACACAGGCCGCACAGUAUCUCAUAAGCCAGAGGGUCACCUAUGAGCAGGGGGUCCGUGCCACGAACCCCCAAAAAGUGGGAUAAAAGGGGGUGGGGAGCAAUGGCUCCCAACCCUCCCCACCCGUAUCCCCUCUACCCCCUGACGCCGUCCCUCUUUCCCCAUCCUGGUUUGGUUCGGGUGUCCGGCAAGGGGCUUGCCUAAAUCCACCCCACCUUUGAGUGGCUGGAUCGGAGUUGGGGAUGGGAGGUGCUCCCCAUGCUCCUCCCCCCCAGUUUGACACACCUCCCUGUGCUUAGCUGGACCCCCAACUCCUCCAGGGCAGCGGGGAGACUGGGGGCCCCAGUCUGUGUGAUAUCUGUAUAUAUUUUGUUGAUUUUAAUAGAAAA
Messenger RNA from Gracilinanus agilis (Agile Gracile Mouse Opossum), 1764 nucleotides. It is a transcript of the gene NOVA2, whose product is annotated as NOVA alternative splicing regulator 2. The transcript has 4 exons. Gene Ontology annotation, molecular function: mRNA binding. The record is from RefSeq and is a predicted model, not a curated record. NCBI's taxonomy places the organism in Eukaryota, Metazoa, Chordata, Mammalia, Didelphimorphia, Didelphidae. Gene Ontology annotation, cellular component: cytoplasm; nucleus. The coding region runs from base 1 to 1461 and encodes 486 amino acids. Gene Ontology annotation, biological process: mRNA splicing, via spliceosome; regulation of alternative mRNA splicing, via spliceosome.